UCAGGUACCAGUAUUUAUUUGGUAUUACCUUAAUGAGGAAGUGAUGGCAUUAGUAUAAUAAGAAAUUAUAGAGUGGGAGGACUGUUUCACAGUGCUUUAUGAGUUUGUUGACUAAAGGCAGGCAUCAGCCAGCUGUCCCUCCAAACAUACCCAGGUAAAGAGCUCCGACAGCAGGUGUGACCUGCUCCAGUUGGUUUCAAUAUUUAACAAGCCCUGAAAAAUUCAUCACUGCCUGCUUUGUUUUUCGCCACACGUGUGUCAGACUUAUUUGGGUAGAGUAGGCGUCUGCUCGGCGGGGGGGGGUUUAUGUUUCUCCAAUGAAUACUACUGUCAGGAUGGUUAUCGUUAAUGACUUGAUUCCAUUAAACUUCACUACAGAGUCUGCUUGUACCCGACACGUCUAAUAAAUCUGUUAAGCACUCACCAGCGAUUUAAUCUGUCGGGUGCGCACUCUACAGUCGUAAUCUAAUGUGACCAGGUCAGAAGAGAGAGCUUUAAAGACAAGCAGAUUAGCUGAGAAAAUGCUGAUUGAUCAGUUUCUUUGCUGCCAUGCGUUGGAAGUUGAUACUGUGACGACAUCACACGCGUCUCCUUGAAAGUUUUCCAAUGCGUGAUGCUAAAACCUGUAUGAUGUCAGAUGACCAGUGGUUCUGAUGUCACAGGAAAGGAAUGCUAUUUUUUUUAAAACCUUUUUUUAAGACUUAAAUCAGCAACAAACAGGAUCCUGAUCCCCUUCCUAAACUCUCUCCAUGCUUCAGACAAAGAGAAGGAGCAGCAGCCUGGAAGUUUUUCUUGUGGAAACCUCAGUAGAUGCCUCUCAGAAGCUCUAUGUGCUGCUGCUGUUGUUGUUGUUGUAAGACACAGAGAGCGAGCAGGAUGGAGGUGUCCUGCCUGGAACUGGCGCUGGAGGGUGAGCGUCUCUGUAAGGUGGGCGACUACGGAGCAGGCGUCUCCUUCUUUGAAGCCGCCAUCCAGGUUGGCACAGAGGACCUGCAGGUGCUCAGCGCCAUCUACAGCCAGCUGGGCAACGCCUACUUCCACCUGCAUGACUACGCUAAGGCCCUGGAGUUCCACCGGCAUGACCUCACCUUGACCAGGACAAUUGGUGACCUAAAUGGAGAAGCCAAAGCCAGUGGAAACCUUGGCAACACAUUAAAGGUGCUGGGGCGGUUUGACGAGGCUGUGGUUUGCUGUCAGAGGCACUUGGACAUAGCCAGGGACAUUAGUGACAAGAUGGGUCAGGCGCGAGCUCUGUAUAACUUUGGGAACGUGUACCACGCCAAAGGCAAAAGUAUCUGUUGGAGCGGAGCCGAGCCUGGAGAUUUCCCAGAGGAGGUCAUGAUGGCGCUGAGGAAGGCAGCUGAGUACUACGAGGCAAACUUGGCGAUAGUGAAGGAGCUUGGGGAUCGCGCAGCUCAGGGUCGAACGUACGGAAACCUCGGCAACACGUACUACUUGUUGGGAAACUUUCGCAAAGCGGUAACUUCUCACGAACAGCGAUUGCUCAUAGCUAAGGAGUUUGGCGACCGCUCGGCAGAGAGACGGGCAUACUGCAACCUGGGGAACGCUUAUAUCUUUCUGGGGGAUUUUGAAGUGGCAGCUGAGCAUUACAAGAGGACGCUGCAGUUGGCGAGGCAGUUGAAGGACCGAGCUGUGGAGGCCCAGGCCUGCUACAGUCUGGGCAACACCUACACACUUCUCCAGGAUUAUGAGAGAGCCAUAGACUACCACCUCAAACACCUCAUCAUAGCCCAGGACCUCAAUGACAGGAUUGGGGAGGGCCGUGCAUGCUGGAGUCUUGGAAAUGCGUACACUGCUCUGGGGAACCACGACCAAGCCAUGCACUUUGCUGAGAAACACCUGGAGAUCUGCAAAGAGACUGGAGACAGGAGCGGCGAGCUGACGGCUCGUAUGAACGUGUCUGAUCUCCAGAUGGUUCUGGGUCUCAGUUAUAGCACUAAUAGCUCUUCUAUUUCAGAGAAUAAGGAAAUAGACUACAACCUGCAUGGAGCGAGGCCCAGGAUGAGCAGACGACACAGCAUGGAGAACCUGGAGCUGAUGAAACUCACUCCAGACAAGAUGAAUGGUCAGAAGUGGAACAGUGACAUCCUGACCAAACAGUCCAAACCCUCCAUGUCUAAGACUUCCUCCAAGCUGUUCUUUGUCAGCCGUCUCCGUGGGAAGAAGUAUAAGACUGGGGGCUCCAGUAAGGUCCUCCAGGACACCAGCAACACCCUGGACACCAGCCAGACGGCCGUACAGGGACCACAGAAGCGACUCAGUCCUGACAUGCUCGGAGACGAGGGCUUCUUUGACCUGCUGAGCCGUUUCCAGAGCAACCGUAUGGAUGACCAACGCUGUUCAAUACAGGAUAAGGGCAGCAGGGUAUCAUUAAACAGCGGUCCAGAGUCGCCUCCCAGAUCUAUCAGGAAAUCUGUAUCAGAGUCUGCCAACGUCUCUGGCGCCCACGGCCGGCGGUUAGAGGAGUCGUCAGCAGCAGGGGGAAGCCUGCCCGGCCUCAGGCUCAAUCAAAACAGCAACCAGGCCGUGAUCAGCCACCUGAUGGCCAAUGCUGACAACGCCGAGCCUGACGACGACUUCUUCGAUAUGCUCGUCAAGUGCCAGGGGUCCCGUUUGGACGACCAGCGCUGCGCCCCUCCCCCUCCUCCGGUCCGGGGGCCGACUGUACCAGACGAGGACUUCUUCAGCCUCAUCAUGCGCUCUCAGGCCAAACGAAUGGACGAGCAACGCGUCACCCUGCCUUCUGCAGCCAACGCUACAGCCAGGCCCGGCACCAGCUCCAACUGAACUAAGCACUAAAAAGGGACAGCCAGGUUUUUAUUUCAUCUCAUGAAGGUGUGAACAGCGUUGUGACCAUAGAAAUAGAACAGGAGUAGAAUGGACAGUGAAACACUGUUUUCCUUGGUGGAGAUUAUUGUUCGUUGUUAUGGUGACAGCACAUGUCAGUGGAGCCGUAAAGUGUCUAGCUUUGCCACUAAGGCCAAUUCGUACUUUCUUUCUUCCAGUACUUGCUUGUAAAAGGGACAGCCAGCAUGGCAGGACUACACACACACACACACACACACACACACACACACACACACACACACUAGAAGCAGACGCUGUUGUUUUAAACGUCACGCUACAAUGAGUGAAUGUUUCCACAUGGACGUUUUUGGAUGCAAGGGAUCACCACGCUUCCCGGCAUUGGACGCUUGAUGGGCUGCCACUAGGCACUUGGCAAAUGAACUCUUCCACUCGUGGGCUGCUGCUCUCAGCUUUCAAACCGGAACAAACAUGGCAGCUUAUUUGGAACCUUUGUCUCGUAUAUUCCGAAAAUAGUUUCUGAAAACAUUGUAGGCGAGAAAUAAGCCAUGCAGUUGCUGAAUCUGUCUUCAUUUUUAAAUCGACAACAGUUUGUUUAAAAGUGUUUCGGGAGUUUCCAGAGGCGCACUGGUGGGCCAUGAUUUGUAUAAAGUAGCCUAGACCUCAACUUUACGCAAAUGAGGAGUGGGCAAUGUUAACGCUACGCCACCAGGAUGCAUUGCACGGCUGCUUACAUAGAGGGAAGCAUGGAAAGGACGAAUCCUCUGGACACAUCCUAGGAGUCCGCGACUUAUUGCAAGUCAGCUUAUACGGACGUUAGGUUAGCCCGCUACAACAGUUUGCAAAGGCAACGGUACACCGGCCCGCACCGCUCUGACCAUCCUGCUCCGUUGAUUUGAAUGAUAACGUCCGUUCUACUCCUAUUCUCUAUUCUGUUUCUAUGGUUGUGACAGACCAGUGGGUUGGUCACUCACAAGAAAGCCUUGUGUAUCUUUACAUGUGUCCUUCUGGACAAAACAAAGCACUGUCAGCAUUAUAUGUAGUAUACAGUCAUAGAUGUAAAUACGUAUGUAUCUGUGUGUACAGUACGGACAAAUCUCAAAUUAACGUGGACUUGUUUCGCACAACUUGCACAACACUCAACAAACUCUCAGUAGUAUCAGGGACUAAAGUGUUGUUUUUUUAUCCUCCUGUAUUCAUUUAAUUUCACCCUAAGUGUAUUUUUCAAUACACAACUGCAGUUAUGACUGUAUUUAUUGUACUUUUUAUGAUUGUUCUGAUUUUUCCGUCCCACCACUAUGAAAUAAUGUGGUGUCUGAGUCAGUGUGAACACAGAGGUACAGCACUCUUUCCACGUAUUUUGUUUAUAUGUGAGUUUUUUUUGAAGGGGGAGGCUGGGGGGGGGGGGGUUGAGAGGUAUCAAGGUUAGGCUAAGGAAAUAGUAUUUUAAACUAACUAUUUGAUAAAAGAAUGAAUUUAACCCGUGUACAGCCCUUAUGCUCGUUUGUACUAAAUGUUUCAAUGACGUCCGAGGAAUAAAGCCUCAUCCAUGUAGGCAUCUCGUUUUGACUUUUUAAAAA
This is a messenger RNA of Sebastes umbrosus (honeycomb rockfish), 4406 nucleotides long. RefSeq names its product G protein signaling modulator 2 (gene gpsm2). The record is from RefSeq and is a predicted model, not a curated record. Bases 811 to 2808 code for a protein of 665 amino acids. NCBI's taxonomy places the organism in Eukaryota, Metazoa, Chordata, Actinopteri, Perciformes, Sebastidae. The transcript has 14 exons. Gene Ontology annotation, molecular function: GTPase regulator activity; protein binding.